Messenger RNA from Suillus bovinus, 1631 nucleotides. RefSeq lists its product as uncharacterized. The transcript has 6 exons. The coding region runs from base 137 to 1498 and encodes 453 amino acids. Gene Ontology annotation, biological process: snRNA import into nucleus. NCBI's taxonomy places the organism in Eukaryota, Fungi, Basidiomycota, Agaricomycetes, Boletales, Suillaceae. The record is from RefSeq and is a predicted model, not a curated record. Gene Ontology annotation, cellular component: nucleus; cytoplasm.
ACCUGCAAAGUAGUCCGUAGGCGCGACUGCUUCAGUUAUCGAUAAUAAAUUAUCGGUUACCAGUUCCGGUGAACUUGGAUUGGUAAUGGUAUCGGUGCUUUGCAUGACCCACUGACGUUCACAACGCUGGGCCAUCAUGAUGUUCACCAAAGUCAACAGAAAAUUUUUGUUCAAGUCUCCACCAACUGUAUUCACAGACAAGCUUAUCUCCCAAGAGGCGCGUCGGUCUAAGGCUUUGGAAGAACAGAAACGCAGACGAGCACAAAAGUUUGAAUCAUCCAGGCAACUCGAUGCUUUCGCCGAUCUCAAUCUUGGGAACUCUGAUGAUGACGGUGACCUCGAGGAUGAGCCAGAGAUAAUACGUGAAGGUGUAUCCGGUUUUGUGCAGAUGGUGUCACAACCUGUGGAGACCCUGUCUUUGUCCUCCGAUGCGCACAACCACGAAACAUUGCAUUCGGGAAAGCGGAGAGGGAAAUCCCGACGUAAACGUAUCAAAGCCAAACCGUCCAAAUGGGCCGAUAAAUGCAUGUACGCUGAGCUCCUGGAGAUGAAUGAAGAAGCCCACUUGUGGGACAAUCAAUCCGCUGAUAUGGUUGAUGGCCUUCCACGCGAUUUAGAGGCAGCCUGGGUAGCGGUGGCACCUGUUCCUACUGGAAAACGAUGCUUGGCUGUUACUCAGCAUUCGGCCGGAAUAGUGGGCACAUCGCCAAAUACGACUCUUCGAUCUCGUGUACUGGGCAAGAUGCUUCUUCCUAGAUUUCCAUCCUCCCUCCCACCUCUUACAGUGCUCGAUUGUAUUCUCGAUGUCAACUGGAAAGACAACGGUAUCAUCCAUGUCCUGGAUGUGCUCAAGUGGAAAGGUCAAGAUGUCGGCGACUGCGAGACUCCUUUCAGGUUUUGGUGGAGAGAUACCCGAUUAGCAGAACUUCCAAAGCACCCUUUACCAUCUGGAAAUUUUUCAUUUACAGCCCCUUACACGACAUCGGACACAUCUUCUCAAAAUGCCGGGUCACUUUCAAAUAUACCUCCUUCUGAGCGUGAACGCUAUCGCUUUCCAUAUCCAACAUCUUUUGUCCCAAUACCAUAUCACACUGACACUACACUGACUUCCCUCUCUUCGUUUAUCAUCCCCAUGGCGCGAUCAACACGAGAAAUUAGUGUUGAUAUCCCUAUGCACGUCUCACCACCAGAUUUCACUUCGUAUGAUAUGGCUGUCGAUGACAUUCACGGUCCAAUAGUCUCACGCUCUACCACGUCAGUCAUUGCGCGGGUGGACUCGGAUGGAUUAUUGUUGUAUGUGUCUCACGCAAGCUAUGAGGAAGGAACCAGUCCCUUAAGCUGUUGGAUACCCAACAAGGCGAUCUCAGAGUGCCCGGAACUUCUCGGUAGUUAUGAGGGUCAUGACAGCCCACUUGAUGUGUUCCAACGUCUGGUCCAACGGCGCACUACGAAGAAUCUUCAUGUAGUUCUCGGUUCACAAGACCCUAUGGACAUCUAGUCGAAUGUUUUAUCAUGAAUCGUCCUGCACACUUUUACUUACACCAUUCAUACAUCUUCACUUUACUGCGCAAACCGGUGCUAUUUUGUCAAGAACCACACUUUUUCAGGAGACAAAUAUUUGUACUGCAGGG